Messenger RNA from Tetrahymena thermophila SB210, 975 nucleotides. Its product is annotated as transmembrane protein, putative. NCBI's taxonomy places the organism in Eukaryota, Ciliophora, Oligohymenophorea, Hymenostomatida, Tetrahymenidae. Gene Ontology annotation, molecular function: A2-type glycerophospholipase activity. Gene Ontology annotation, biological process: phospholipid metabolic process; arachidonate secretion. The record is from RefSeq and is a predicted model, not a curated record. The transcript has a single exon.
AUGAAUAUGCUCAUGAAAUUAUCUAAAAAAUAGUAGAUCUUACUGUUUAUUCUUUUAUUGACCACAUUGGCUAUUAUUUCAAUUUGUUACUAACAGAAUUUUGACUCAAAUGACUUGUUUUUUUUCCGCCUCAACAAAUUAUAAUUAUCAAGCAUCUCCAACUAAAAGAAUAAAUAAUCAUCAAGUCUAAGCUAAAAAUAGACUUAAUUAGAUAAAAUCUUGAUAAAUUAUGUCAAGGCAAGUAUUGGAAAUUAAUCUAAUAAUAACACACAAAUUUAAAAUGCUAAUACAAGUCCUUUAGAAAGCGGCUUGAUUGUAUAUGAAGAAGGAGACAGUAAUUAUUUCUACUUUGAAGACUCAAAAAUAUUAGAAGAAUUGAGUAAAUCAUCUAAAUUUGAAAUCAGGGAAGACACAAUUAGAAAAAAUCCAAAGGAUGUUUAAAAGCUAAUUUUGAAAUCUUAAAAUAAUAUUCAAUUAAAAGAGUUCUAGUAUGGAAAUUGGUGUGGACCUGAUUAUGGAGGAUUUGAGUCUAAAUGUAAAGAUGUUUGUCAGAAAAAUGAGGAUGAACCUUCUGACAAGUGCAUAGAUUGUAGACCAUUUAUUGAUUAUGUAGACAGGGUUUGCAUGGAUCAUGAUUUUUGCUAACAAAAAUACUAAAAUAAAGUUAAUAAAGAAAAUACAGGAUUCAUUUGUGCUUAUAGAGCUCUUAAUGUUGGUCAGUACUUUUAAACAAGAUGUGAAUGUACUUAUUUAAUUAUAGAAUCUCUAAGAAAAGAAAAUUUAGUCAAAAAUUGUGACUCUUUAAAAUGCCUAGCCUAUGGCUACGCUGCCGAAAAGGCAUUCAAUAAUGUUUUAUUUGACUGUGGAUGCUAUUACAUUGAAUAUCACAGAGAUGUUUAUACAGGGAAGAUGUAUCCUUUAGAAACCCAAAAGUGUGUUAGUCCUAGUGAGUGUAAGAGUUUUAGAGGUAAAUGA